Molecule: messenger RNA, 4946 nt
Organism: Pelmatolapia mariae (spotted tilapia)
Lineage: Eukaryota; Metazoa; Chordata; Actinopteri; Cichliformes; Cichlidae
Gene: ctdsplb
Product: CTD (carboxy-terminal domain, RNA polymerase II, polypeptide A) small phosphatase-like b
Exons: 8
Coding region: 586-1416 (276 amino acids)
Molecular function (GO): RNA polymerase II CTD heptapeptide repeat phosphatase activity
Source: RefSeq, a predicted model, not a curated record
UUCAGAUGCAACUCAAAAUACAUAAAGCCUCCAUGUUGCACAGGGAAUGUAGGGCCAGCACACAUGAACCGACUGCCUAAAAGUGUCUGGUAACUUUAACGCCGAACAACCUGCGGUCGUUGCAUGUUUUUUUUGAACUAGAACAACCAUCUGGGCUUCCAAGUAUUUUCAGCGGUGCUCCAGACACGGCCUCUCAUUUUGGAUAAUCGGAGGUUUGCGGCUAACUCGCUAACCUAAGCUACUUGCUAACUUCAGUUAGUUAGCAAUUUCAGCGUCUUUUCUAUUUAUUUGUUUUUUAUAGUCACGCACGCUCCUCGUGUUGCCCACAAACAUAGUUGUUUGUAGCGAUGGUAGUUUUCGGAAAGCCAUAAAUGACAGCCAUUAUCUGGCUUCCAUUCACCACUGUGCUAGCUGGCUGGCUACCACCGCUGCCACAACCCCUUCGCCUCGGACGCUUUCCUGGCUUCGUGGGCUAGCUGGUUACCUUCAUCUUAAACAGCUAGCUAACAGUAGCUAGCAAAGGAAGCAAGCGCGCUUGUACUAUUGACAUUGUGGGAACUAAAACAGGAAUAACCAAUCGUCUAAAUGGACCACAUGUCCAUAAUAACCCAAGUUUCUAACCCCAAGGAGGAGGAAAUAAUAUCAUUUAACCAGGAAAAAGCGUCCCAGUCAAACAGCAGCCUAAAGAAGCAGAGGAGCCGAGGCAUCUUCAGCACGUUUUUCUGCUGCUUCCGCAACUACAAUGUGGACUCUCCAGCCACCAACACCAACGCCAGCUCCCCGCCUCCACCUGUUGAGGAGAACGGAUCGCCUCCCAAGUGUGACCAGGUCGAGGUCAUCCCUGUCCCUAGUCCGCCAGCCAAAUACCUCCUACCAGAGAUGAAAAUAUCUGACUAUGACAAAAAGUGUGUGGUGAUUGACUUGGAUGAAACACUUGUCCACAGUUCAUUUAAGCCUAUCAGCAACGCUGAUUUCAUUGUCCCAGUAGAGAUCGAUGGUACAGUUCAUCAGGUGUAUGUGCUGAAAAGACCACACGUGGAUGAGUUUCUUCAAAAGAUGGGAGAACUAUUUGAAUGUGUGCUCUUCACAGCCAGUCUUGCCAAAUAUGCAGACCCUGUGGCAGACCUGCUAGACCAGUGGGGUGUGUUUCGAGCGCGGCUCUUCAGAGAAUCCUGUGUUUUUCACCGAGGCAACUACGUCAAAGAUCUCAGCCGGCUGGGGCGAGAGCUCCGCAAUGUUAUCAUUGUUGAUAAUUCACCUGCUUCUUAUAUUUUCCAUCCAGAAAAUGCUGUGCCAGUUCAGUCCUGGUUUGACGAUAUGAAUGACACAGAACUCCUGGACCUGCUGCCUUUCUUUGAGGGACUCAGCAAAGAAGAAGAGGUGUACGGAGUCCUGCAGAAUCUAAGGAGCAGGUAGCAGGACAGCCCACACUACCGCCUGUGCCCACCAGUCUCCUGUAUUGAUCUCUGUUCCUUUCUACGACCGUAUCUCUCAGACUCGGGCAGAUCCUCCCACACGCCCCCUAAGGGGACGCCUUGGAGUCUCACUGUGGAAAACUUCAUCAUAACCCUGUCUCUGAUCUCAUCUCCUGGCGACCGGCUGCCUUCUGAGUGCCAUCAGAAAAACAAAAACAUUCAAAAUCCCAGGAGCACUGUGUCUCACAAAAAUAAUAAAAACCACACCAGAAAGUAUGUAGAGUGUCCUAAGCUGAUAAUAUCGGGGACAAAAUACUAAGAGGAACGAACUUUAAUCUUUAUUUUCAAAUCAACCAAGUUUUACUAUUUGGUGAAGUGCUUAUUUUAAACGCAAGGAAAAAAGAAAAAAAAAACGACAACAAAAACAACUUUUUGUCUGAGACUUCUUUUGUGGUACCACACAAAAGUCUGAAAAGAUUUUGUCCUCAUAUUGUUGCUAUGCAGGCAAUUUCUGGUAGUAGAAAGGACUGUGAUUCUCUUUUCAUACUUAAUGAAGUGCCUUGUGUGACUGUUGUUUAUAUGGGGAGAUAUUUUCUACAUGGCAUAUUUCCAGAGUACUCUGGUCUUUUCACAUACAGAUAUGCUUUAAAGUGGACACACAAAUAUCUUUAUAUGAAAGUUUGAAUUCACUAUUUUGUGUUUUUUUGGUCAUCAAACGCUGGGCAGUUGUCUCAUAGUGUUCUUCUGUUUUCCCAGUAAGCUUGUGCCAUUAUAUAGAUGUGACUUUGUUUCUUUCGGCUUUCAUUAUAAGUAGAAAUGGUUGAUUUUGUUUUAGGAAACGGAGGAUGUAUGCAGUUGCGACAUUCACGCCCCACCUGCAGCAAGUCCAGUAGUUCUUUGCGUUUGAUAAUUUCAUCUGAAAGCUCGGGUAAAAAUGUGCCAUUUCCUUGUCUUUUUUUUUUUUUUUUUUUUAAAUAUAUAUAUAUAUAUAAUUUGCCAAAUAAGGAACUUUUCUUUCUUUUUCUUUUUCUUUUUUAAACAGGCUUCAUAUCCGUACCAGGGUUGAGCUACAACUGUUAGUUUAUUAGUUGUAAGAAUAACAUGAUAGGUUUUAUUAUUUUGACAAAUAGUUGUCAAAUUUGUUUAUGUUUUAAUAUUACAAAAUCAGAUGGCUAGCUUUUAAUCACUUUUUAAAAAAAAAAGACUUUUGUGUGUGUGUGCAUGCACACAAGUGGUGCAGCUUCACCCUUAGAGGGCGGAACUUCCUCUGAAAUUGUACACAUUUGCAAAGGUGUUCUUUUAGUUGUUUAAACUGGUCCAGGAUCUUACAGCAAAUAGGUUGAGUGCCAUGUUUUCAGUUUUUCCAUGUCAUCAGUGUCUUUACAGAAUAGAGUUGAGUGUCAGAGUCUGGACAGUGACAUUAAUUAAAUUAAAUCACACCAUUCCCCUGAUGUACAGUGGUGGCCUGCCCUUGUCCAGCCCUCGUAAUUUAAAAAAAAAAAAAAAAAAUCUAAUGGAAAUGCCACCUGUAGUGUUUAUUUUCCCAGACUCCUUUUUUUCCCUUCCUUUUUUAAACUGCUCUUCACCUCAGUGCCUACAUUUGAGAGGAGCCCAGCAAACCGAAUGCUGCAACAUUAGCUUCCAUGGCAAUAACCGCUUUUAUUUUGGAGGGGGAGGGUGGUUUGGGCACUUGGGUUAGAGCACUUGAAUAAAUUAACCAGUGAGGGUUUGUUAAAGUAAGACCACUCUAACAUUCACUGUCCACAUGAGUGGAUCCAGAAACUGGACAUCCAUGUAAUAUUUAGAUCUACUAGUUUGUUUGUUUUUUGGUCUGGUGACAUGUAAGUGUUGCAGUGCUGAAACAACUUUAAUUUUGAUUGGUUUAUCUCAGAAACAGUAGCCAAACGUGGUUACCUGUGUCUCUAUAGUAAGAAACCGCUGUUGUGGAGCAAAAGGACGCCUUCUAAGCCUGCAGAUGGGUGCUCAGUCCGGGCCCAUCCAGACAGCCCCCUCCUCCAAAAACAAUGUUUGGGUCCAGCUCUAAAUGAAACACUACUGGGGCACUGCAUUAGGACUGUGAACAACCUCAUCGUGGCAUUAAUGCCUUACUGCCUGUGGAGGCACAAAGCAAUGUUUCUUCAUUAUUUCCAAGGUUACACCUCCAUGUUUUAGCAUCAUCUCUCUAGUAUUUUCUUAUGUAGUGCGAAAAGUGAUCAGCCAUAUAUGUAGAGCAUAUUUGGCUCUGGUGGGUUGUGUAACAGUAAAAUGGAUCAUGUGAAAAGCUCUAUGGUGCCAUCUAGGGAUUGUUUGCCUCCAACAAACCUUUACUGCUUGGUUUGUGGGUCAUGGGGUUUAUAUUUAAGAGACACUAAUAAUUUCCAACUCCCCCCCCAGUUAAAAGGCUGCUGCUCCUUCAGACAUUUUCAUUCUUUUCGCAUAAGCAUUUGUGUUGCAAGUGUGCAGCUCACGAUGGUUUCGGUGCAAUGUUUUUGUUUUUAAAUAAGGAGCGUUUGGUCGAUUCUUCUCAACCUCUCAAUGAUGACCUUUCUCUGAAAAUGUUGUUUGUAUCAUUGUGAUAUAUUUUUCUACCUACAUGUUGUCAGUAUUUGGGUUUGAAAAGUUGCAUAUUACCCAUUAUAUCCAGCUUUUUGUUCCUAUAUCCUUUCAGAUCGAUAUUGUCCCGCUCUCUUGCCUUUGGUAAGAAAAAUAAGUCAGGUCUCGUCCCACCUAUCGGGACGAUUGUGAGCGUGUGUGCGUGUGUGUGUAUGUUCGUUCAUGUGCGCUGCCUUUCACUUUUCCUUUUGUCACUUCACUCAUAAUCACACAUUCUUCAUUUUGUAUUAAGUUAACACCAAAGUUCUAAAACACUUGAGUUUUAUUUUAUUUUUUUAAAUCAAUAUCCUCACUUUGCUUUUUUUUUCUACUUUGGCAGCAUGUCAUUCUGAGCAUCACUUUCUCCCCCUUUAUUUUCUUUAAUAAAUGGCUUCAUUGAAACAAUUUUGUCAUGUCUUUUUUAUUUUUCUUCCCCUGCCCCCCGUCACACAUCUGAUGUGGUUCAUGAAUUAAGGCCAAAGAUCCUCACUUCAGUCUGGCGUGACUGCGGUUUCCACCGUCUCUGAUGUACCUCAUAUGGUAUGUUUACUGAAAGUUGAGAGAGAAUGUCACCGUUUUCUGUCUUUUACAGUCGACCUGAUUUAUUUUUACCGUUCCUUUCAGACAUGUCACAAUAAAAGCACAUUUUUGGAGGAUUGUUGCCUGUCUUCUGUCAUCAGAUUAACACCAUCUGUUUCUGUUUAGUCUUAGUGAGCUGGCAGCGGUGGGUUCAUGUUUUCUUAUAACAAGCUGAAAAAUGGCAACGGUGUGAUUAACCUUUGGGCUCUGCUAACCUUGUUUAGGUGCUACAUGGUUAACUCUGUUUGUUUGGUAGUGUACGGUGGAUAUUUAGAGCUUUGACUAACAAAACUGCCAGUCUGGCAACAACCAAACGCUCUUGUGAAGCUGAUGAUGGUGGAAAGGAUAGCUGUCUGUUGG